AUGAAAAUUGAUGGAUUUUCAGCUGGUUGUAUGCCGAUGGAUUCAAUACUUCAAUCGACUCUUCAAUGUUUUUAUAAUCAGACAUGUUUGAAUACACUUCUCUCAUUUUUAUCCACGAAUGAAAGUUUUAUAGCUAUGAAUAUCUCUAAGUAUAGUCGUUUCAAACCAAAUUCUACUGUACAAGAAAUAGUCAAUGAACUAAUGGUUGAAGAAUGGCUAACAAAUAUAUCAUAUGAAAAAUAUUAUGCUCAAUGUGCACCUGUUCAAUGUACUUACUCAAAAUUAGAAAAACAAGAUUUGAUAAAUGUAUUAACAAAUAUCAUUAGUUUACAUGGUGGACUAACAUUAACUCUGAGAUUUAUUAUUACACGUAUUGUUCGAUUUAUACGUCGGAAAAAAGAUAAUGAAUCAAGUUCGCAAAUAUCUUGUAUGUAUUAUACAGUUUAG
This is a messenger RNA of Rotaria sordida, 447 nucleotides long. The record is from the annotation of a GenBank genome assembly. Lineage: Eukaryota; Metazoa; Rotifera; Eurotatoria; Philodinida; Philodinidae.